UAAAUAACCUAUUAUAAUAUAAAGAUAUAAUAUUCACAUGUACAGUGACUAUCAAUGAUAUGUCAUUAAUGUUUUUAUGUGAACUGAAGUAGAUUAUAUAUCUUUUGAAAAUGAAACUAAAAAAUUUACGAAUAAAUCCUUUGAAUCGAAAAGAAAGAAAAGAAGAAGAACCAAGCACUUCAGAAAACAAAACGUCGGAGGUUAUUUUACCAUCAGAUAGCAAUUUUAAUCACAUAAAGUGUAAAGCAGUACGAUAUAAAAAAUGUCAGCAAUUGAUGAAAGAAAAAAUAAAAGCCAAAAAAGAAGCUAAAAAAAGAAGAAUUCAAGAAGGAGUUCCAAAACAAGUUCCACAUACCAUUGAAAGCUUAAGAGAGAAAGAUGAAACUAUUGUCACUGGUAAUCUUGAUGAUGAAGAAAAUGCUGAACUUAAAGUUGAUUUUGAACAUGAUGAAUUUGCUGCUUAUUAUAAGCAUACUUAUGAGCCUAAAGUUUUGAUUACAUAUUGCGAUAAUCCAACAAGGAAAACUAGAAUUUUUGGUGUAGAACUUACAAGAAUAAUACCAAAUUCAAUUUCUUUAUAUAGAAAUCGUUCUGGAGUGAAGAAAAUGGUUAAAAGUGCUAUUGCAAGAAAUUUUACAGAUAUUAUAAUUAUUAAUGAGGAUCAAUGUAAACCUAAUGGUAUGUUAAUUAUUCAUCUGCCUGAUGGGCCAACAGCACAUUUUAAACUUAGUAAUGUUAAAAUAACUCCAGAAUUAAAACGUAGUCAUAAAGAAAUUUCUAAACAUAGACCAGAAGUUAUUUUAACUAAUUUCACAACUCGUUUGGGUUGUACUAUUGGUAGAAUGUUAGGAGCAUUAUUUCAUUAUCAACCUGAAUUUAAAGGCAGUAGAGUUGUAACAUUUCAUAAUCAACGAGAUUAUAUAUUCUUCAGACAUCAUAGGUAUCAAUUUGAUCUUGAAACAGCUAAACCUAGAUUAAGAGAAUUAGGACCUAGAUUUACUUUAAGACUAAAAUCUCUGCAACAAGGAACAUUUGACAGUAAACAUGGAGAAUAUGAAUGGCUCAUUCAAGGAAAAAGACAUGAUAUGGAAACUAGUAGAAGAAAAUUCUUUUUAUAAAUUUAAUGUAAAUGAUUUUACAUUAAAGAAAAGAUAAUAAAGAUUUUAUUAUCUCAAAUAAACAGUAAAAAAUAAAAUUGUUAUAAGAAA
This is a messenger RNA of Apis florea (little honeybee), 1208 nucleotides long. Its product is annotated as putative ribosome production factor 1. Gene Ontology annotation, biological process: maturation of LSU-rRNA; maturation of 5.8S rRNA. NCBI's taxonomy places the organism in Eukaryota, Metazoa, Arthropoda, Insecta, Hymenoptera, Apidae. Gene Ontology annotation, molecular function: rRNA primary transcript binding. Gene Ontology annotation, cellular component: preribosome, large subunit precursor; nucleolus. The record is from RefSeq and is a predicted model, not a curated record.